Messenger RNA from Zygosaccharomyces rouxii, 1800 nucleotides. It is a transcript of the gene APE3, whose product is annotated as aminopeptidase Y. The coding region runs from base 1 to 1800 and encodes 599 amino acids. Gene Ontology annotation, molecular function: metalloexopeptidase activity. The record is from RefSeq and is a predicted model, not a curated record. The transcript has a single exon. Gene Ontology annotation, biological process: proteolysis. NCBI's taxonomy places the organism in Eukaryota, Fungi, Ascomycota, Saccharomycetes, Saccharomycetales, Saccharomycetaceae.
AUGAAGUUAUCUCUGGGCACUGCAAGUGCCUCGUGUGUUUUGGCUGCCUCAAUUGGCCGUGCCUUUGUGAUUCCUGCUCCCUUCGAAGGUGCCUUUACAGCAUCAGAGACUGAGACUGCUGGAGCAAACAAUGUGGAAGAAACAUAUGAGGGCUAUUUGGAAAGUUUGGCAAAUAUGGCAAAUAUGGAAGGUUUAGAUCUUGAUACUGAAAAUUUUCCCAGACCUCAUAUUCCUUAUUUCUUAAAGCCACUAGUGGAAACUGAAAAAUUGCAAUCAAAGAUCUCUGUUGGAGAUUUGAAUUCAACUGCAAUUGAUCUUUUCCACAUUGCAAAUUCUUCGUUCGAAGAAUAUGGACACCCAACAAGGGUUAUUGGCUCUCAGGGCCAUUGGAACACUUUGGAUUACAUCUUAGAACAGUUUGAACAGAUGAAAGAUUAUUAUACUACAGAAACUCAAAACUUCACCGCACUUUCUGGUAAGAUCCGCUCUUUCAAUUUAUCUGAUGCUAAGACCAAUGAGACUUUUGUUAAUACUACUGCAUUUGCCUUGUCACCUCCUGUCAAGGAAUUUGUUGGUAAGUUGGUAGAAAUUCCAAAUCUGGGUUGUAAUCCCGAAGAUUAUGAAGCAGCUUUGCCUAAGAAAGAUCAUGAUAAGGGCAAAGGUAAGAAACACCACGGUGGUUUCUGGCCAUGGAGUAAAAAACCUGAAGAACAGGUUGAACCGUUCAUGGAAGAUGAUGAAGAACAUCCUAAACAGGGUUGUCAUGGUAAGGGUAAAUCCACCCACCAAAGGAUCGCCCUAAUUGAAAGAGGACAAUGUCCAUUUGGUGAUAAAGUAGAAUUGGCUGGUAAAUAUGGUUACCAUGCAGCCAUCAUCUAUGAUAAUGAUCCUGAGGCUGAAGGUGGAUUACAUGGUACUUUGGGUAACCCAACUAAUCACAGUAUUUCCACUUUGGGUGUUACUUUCUCAACUGGUCAAGAACUGUCUCGUAGAGUUGCGAAGAACAAGCAUUACUCUUUAAAAUUUGCAAUGGAUUCAUUCGUUAAACAAAUUAAAACUACAAAUGUUAUUGCAGACACCAAACACGGUGACCCUAACAAUAUCGUGGCCCUAGGUGCUCAUUCUGACUCUGUCGAAGAUGGACCCGGUAUUAACGAUGAUGGUUCUGGUACCAUUUCUCUACUGACUGUGGCUAAACAAUUGACCCAUUUCAAGAUUAACAAUAAAGUUCGUUUUGCUUGGUGGGCUGCCGAAGAGGAAGGUUUGAUUGGCUCCACUUAUUAUGCCGAUAACUUGUCUAAGGAGGAAAAUGAAAAGAUUAGAGUUUUCAUGGAUUAUGAUAUGAUGGCUUCUCCUAACUACGAAUACGAGGUUUACGACGCUCAUAAUAAAGAUUGCCCAGCAGGUUCAGAAGAAUUGAGAGAUCUGUACAUCAACUUUUACAAAUCAAGAGGAUUGAACUACACUUUGAUUCCAUUUGACGGUAGAUCCGAUUAUGUUGGAUUUAUUGAUAACGGUAUCCCUGCCGGUGGUAUUGCUGCCGGUGCUGAAAAGUCAAACGUUUUCCGCGGUGGUGUCUUGGAUAAGUGUUACCACCAAUUGUGUGACAAUUUGACCAACUUGGCUUGGGAUGCAUUCCUUGUCAACACUGAAUUGAUUGCACAUUCCGUGGCUACCUAUGCCAACUCGUUCACAGGGUUCCCUGAAAGAGUUAUCAACAACGGUACGUUGGCUUCUGCUCAAGGAGCUAGUUAUAAGGUACCAUUGUUCCCUUACAGAGGUGACAACUUGAUCAUUUGA